Strongylus vulgaris is the source of this 96-nucleotide messenger RNA. NCBI's taxonomy places the organism in Eukaryota, Metazoa, Nematoda, Chromadorea, Rhabditida, Strongylidae. The record is from the annotation of a GenBank genome assembly.
AUGGGUGCCCUAAAAAUCCAAGAAGAUGGGAUUCGAGUGGAAGGGCGAGCACAGUUCGACAAACCGGUCACAUUUUCGCAUUUAAGCACUGCUAGA